This is a messenger RNA of Schistocerca nitens (vagrant locust), 1269 nucleotides long. RefSeq names its product nuclear receptor subfamily 2 group F member 6-like. Bases 1 to 1269 code for a protein of 422 amino acids. NCBI's taxonomy places the organism in Eukaryota, Metazoa, Arthropoda, Insecta, Orthoptera, Acrididae. Gene Ontology annotation, molecular function: nuclear receptor activity; zinc ion binding; RNA polymerase II cis-regulatory region sequence-specific DNA binding. Gene Ontology annotation, biological process: anatomical structure development; regulation of transcription by RNA polymerase II; cell differentiation. The transcript has 10 exons. The record is from RefSeq and is a predicted model, not a curated record.
AUGGAGCUGCGCACCGCGGGGGGCGGCGGGGGCGCGUCCACGUCGCCGUCUUCAGCGUCGCCUUCGCCGUCCGGGCGGCCGGGGGAGGCGCUGUGCCGCGUGUGCGGAGACAAGGCGUCGGGAAAGCACUACGGCGUCCCCAGCUGCGACGGCUGCCGCGGAUUCUUCAAGAGGAGCAUCCGCAGGAACCUGGACUACGUCUGUAAAGAGGCGGGCAGAUGUGUCGUCGAUGUAAGCCGGCGCAACCAAUGCCAGGCAUGCCGCUUCAACAAGUGCCUUCAAGUUAACAUGAAGAAAGACGCACUGAAACACCCGCCUCCGCAGCCGCCCCCACAGCUCACGCUCGACCCUGGACUGCUCUACCCUGCGCUCGCCUUGCCGACGCAUCACGUCUUCACCCAACAACAUGCUGGCCUGCCCGUGCACCUGCUGCCGCUGCUGCAGCCGCCCACGCCGCUGGUGGGCGUGUCCCCUGGCUCCAUCUCCGCCGCCCACGGCGUCCACCACGUGCCGCCCACGGCGCCCGUCUGCCCCUCCACCACCGGCAGCACCUGCGGGGGCGGCGCCAGCAGCAACGAGGACGAAGUCACCAGCUCAGAGGAGGCUGGCCGUCACGACAAAGAGGCCGUGGCAUCGCCUAGCAGGCAACCGCUGGAGUUGUCCAGCCUGACGCUGCUGCCAGCAGAGAGCGUGUACGAGUCAGCCGCCAAGCUGCUCUUCUUGGGAGUCAAGUGGGCACGUGGUGUGCCCUCCUUCCUACAGCUGCCGGCCAGGGACCAGGCGCUGCUGCUGGAGGAGGCCUGGGGCGAGCUGUUCGUGCUGAGCGCCGCACAGUGGGAGCUGCCUCUGGACGAAGGUUGUUUGAUCUCGUUGACGCUGUCGCCAGCGCCGCGGCGGCAGUCGCUGGAAGCAGAAGCGUGCCGCCUGCGAGAGACUCUCUCCCGCUGCGCGCAGCUGCGCGUCGACCACACCGAGUACGCCUGCCUCAAGGCGCUCGUGCUCUUCAAGCCAGAGUGCCCCGGGCUGUCGGCGCGCGCGCACGUGCAGCUGCUGCAGGACCAGACGCUGGCCAUGCUGCUCGACUACUGCGGGGGCGGCGCGGGUGGCGGCGGCCGCCGCUUCGGACGCCUGCUGCUGCUGCUGCCCGCUGCACAGGCGCCCACGCGGCACGCCCUCGAGGACCUCUUCUUCCGCAGGACCGUCGGUGACGUCAGUAUCCGUGCCCUGCUCAGAGACAUGCUGGACGAGACGCGCGCCGACCGCCACUAG